CUUUAGCUCUUGAAUCUCUUCCGUGAGCGCCCCACUAAAUUACUCUGGAGCCAAAGUCUACUGCAACAGUAUUCGAUGACCAUAGCGUCCCACACACAUUUACCAUCAUCAGCUUGACCUAGGACUCUGGAAGUCUUCGGGCGCCUUCGGAGGUGACAUCCGCGCAAGUGCAACGCGGCUACCGAUGGCUUCCAUUCGUACAGACUCGGUCUCACCAUUCUCGAUCUACGAAGAGCACAAUAGAUUCGACCAAGCAGCCGGCACCGGCAUGAGCGUGAAUGAUUCUACGGUGCCAAACUAUGACUGCGACGUACCACUUGCUAGCAUUGAGAAUGACGCGCCCCUCUCUCAUGUUGGUCACACGUCAAAGGACAAGAAGAAAAAGAGAUUGUCAAAUGCCACAGUAUCCUCAGUAUCGUCUUUUCCUUCCGAAAUUACCUCAGAAGAACUGGAUCAGGAUCUACAUGCGACCUUGAAGCAAUACACACCGAUGCGGUCGCGGCCUGCGUUCAGGAACACCUCGUCUGUCAAAGCAAUGCAAAUGUCAAGCCCUCUCCCUAGCUUACCUUCCUCUCCGCCUCAUAUGCAGCAACCCCAUCACCUAGCGACUCCGAUCAGGCGCUCGGAAACCCCACGGUCUCAAAGAUCUCAGUCGAUACGAUCAGACAGACAACUUGAGCGGAGAUACGAGAGCGCGCACCAGACCCCGGUCUACGAGACACCGAAACGCGAUUAUCCUCUAGUCCUCCUUCAUGUUACGCUGCUACCUCCCUCUUUGCCAUACUCUGCCCAUAUCCUCGAGUCGGUGUUGCCGGGUUGGCUGUUAGAGAACUUCAGGCUGUUGGAGAAUAGAUUGGAAGAUUCGACCCUGAUGGGUAGAGGGCUGUUGAUCCCGCAUCCCAGACACGAAUAUGAACUUCUAGAAGAGAGGCUACUGGAGAGUCUCGACUUAGCCCCUCCACGGCUGCUCAAGAGUGGACACUUUAAUCGCCAUCGAAGUAGUAGCUGUGCGUCAUCUAUCAGCUAUGAUCCAUUUGAAGAUGACGAUGAUGGUUGUGCAACGGCGAGAGGGAGCAAUUCCGGGUCUGACAUGGAGGAAGAUCUAGAUGAUGAUGUAUGUCCGGAUUGCUCGCAGCCAAUGGGCUCGCCGAGCAAGGGAGCAGGAAUUGGGAAGCGGAGGUGGGAUGUUAGAAUCUAUGCAGCAAAUGGACUGAUGCGUUCGGGCGCGUGGAGUGCCGCUUGGAUGGAGAUGGAAAGAGUCGACGUUGAAGUGUUACCCUGGAUACCCGAAGACCUGAAGAAAAAGCUGGAGCGGGAGAUGAAAAGUGAAGAGAACAGGAGAGGUUUGCAGAAAGAGAUCGGUACUAGCAUCAGGCACGGGAUUCCUACACCACCGGCCUCAGAGGGAGCGCAUUCACGACAGCAAUCAGAUGUUGCGAUGGACGCAAGUCAAAUAUUACGAGAGCCACAAGUUCCAUCCUCUGCACCAAAGACUGUUUCUUUCGAUACGGACAGGCCUGCACUUCCCAGGAAGUGUAGCAACAAGGAGGUACCUCUGGCUGCUGCACUCCUCAACUACUUCUACCUUCUGGCACAAGAUACUCGGAACCUUAUGGUCAUUGGACUUAGCCUAGUCGUCCUGUUCCUCUGCAUCAGGCCCUCUCCAGCCCCAGUCUUCGAUCGUGGACUCCCCAGUAUGAGGCAUUUCACGUCUAGCAUUGAAAAUGCUAUACCUGUCACAGAAACGGUGAUCGCUCUGGAGACUGUGACUGCCACCGAGACGGUUAGCCAGACAGUGGUCCAGACUCUGUUCACCGCCAAAGAAGUUCCUCCCCUUGCUACAGGUAUCUCUGACGCUGUUAUCGAGAAAGUUGUUUCCACCGUUACAGACACUGCAGUCUCCACUUUUAGAGAAGCUCUUCCCGCCGCUACAGAUGUUUUAGAAAUUCCCGUUCGCCGUAACAUUUCCUUAGAAACUCCCGUUCGCCGUAACAUUUCCGUGGAACCUCUUGACUCUCGCAUGGGUAACACCAAGUCAUCGCCGUCUUUCGAGACUGAGAAGUCUGAAGAAGGCGCCGCCACCAGUAUUCAUAUGAAUCAAUUCUGUAAAGCCGACCAGGGACCUGUCCGCCACAUCAAUAAUUUAAAACUGGGCCGCUGUGACGCUUGAGCCCACGAAUCGAUGAACCCGAGAUUGCGUUCCCUGGUAGAGGACUCUCGUCCCGGAAGCACUUUCUCGAUGCGAUAGGACGUGGAUAUCUUGACGAAUUGACGAAUAUGAAUGAUGGAUGCUAGUUAACGGCAGUGAUGUCUUGCAUUUAGAUAGCAUGAUGGCCACUUUUGUAAUGACGACCGACCAUGGUCGUAGGCAUUGAGCGAAGCCAGCAGAGCAACGCACGAAUGGGAUGAGCGUUUCAUAGCAUAGUAUGGCAUGAUACUUAAAGAAGAAUUCUUUUUUGUGGC
Messenger RNA from Pseudovirgaria hyperparasitica, 2463 nucleotides. RefSeq lists its product as uncharacterized. The transcript has a single exon. NCBI's taxonomy places the organism in Eukaryota, Fungi, Ascomycota, Dothideomycetes, Acrospermales, Acrospermaceae. The coding region runs from base 185 to 2170 and encodes 661 amino acids. The record is from RefSeq and is a predicted model, not a curated record.